CGUUACGUUCUCGUGGUCAUCAACGAUUGGUAUCUCUCAUUUACAUUUACGUUGAAAAAACCUGUGACUGUCAUCGUAUGUAAGUGCACACCUACUGAUGUGAAAGGAGAUUGACCGCUAACACUUACAGGGAGGGCACGCAAUGUAAAAGCGUCGCUGACGGGAAAGAAAUUCGAAACGAAAUCACAACUACUUACACUUGAAAGAGCAAUAAGAAUAAAGAUGUUGGGGCGUCGCCAUUUCAACUCCUUUCUGUUUUUCCUCCUUGCUUCCCACUUCGAACAGCGAGAGGUACUGGGACGCGAAAUGGUGGAAGGGGAAGACGCAGGCCAUGCCAGCAGUGUGGAAAUUGAGGUCCGAGCGUCGGCGGACACCAGCGCCUCGUCCGGAAACCUGCGUGCGUCGGUGGUGAAGCCGGUGCCGACCGCCAACCUGCCAGCGUCCUUCACGGAAACGGGAGAAUCGAAGAAGACCGAGCAGCGGGAACUGGUCAUGCAAAUCAUGAAAGAGCUGAAGCAACGAUCGGACGAAGAGGAAAAGGUAUGUAAGUACUUACUUUAAAUUACAACGAUACUUACAGUAGCCUCCGUUUUCAUUUUCUACGCGAUAUAGUAUGACCUGCACUUCUAGAUCAUCUAGUGCAGCGGCACUUGCAUGAUAGAUCCGCACGGAUAUUUCACGUUCUUACGAAGUAGUGAGCGGAUGACUUCCACUUCUACGCAAGCCUUGGCUAAAAAACAAAAAUCAAAAUGAAAAAAAGCCAAAAUCCAUGCAAAUCUAUGGAAAACAGAAGGGAGAAACCGCUCCAUCGGGGAGCAACAUCCUGAUGAUCGUUAUCGUCACGGCCCUCUCGGUGGUACUCGUCAUUGUGGUUGGUACCUACCUCUUCGUGCGGUGCAAGAAGGUCAAGAUUGAAAUUGACGAAGAGCGUCUGUCUCUGAUUUCCGGAACCAGCGACAUUCCAGGGUAAAGGAAAUUUAUUUAUUAGUUCAUGUUCGUACAACUUCUUGAGAACGGGCACGCUACCUACUCUACAGUAGUGAGUGAGGUUCGCGAUCGCGUUGGCAUUCCCAUUCGAUUCUACAUUGACUGAGCGUGAAGACGUUUACUGUGGCUGGAUGUUGCGUCGCGGAACCACGUGAUGCAGACAUUCACGAAUAUGCAUCAGGUACCGCCCUCACAGCGAUUCCUACUUCGCUCAAAUCAAGGCCGAGGCGCUGUCAGAGCAAGCCGCGAAGAAGGGCAAAGUGAGCGUGAAUGCGGAGCAACCGGAACCUUCGGACGAACUGAGGUCGAGUCGCAUCGACACUGACCGCGCUGAUAUCGUCCCCGACGAGGAUCAGAAGUACAUCGCCUAGAAGAGGCGAGAAACGGAAAAUGGAAGAUUUUAUUCGAACAAAGUGCGAUAUUGUGAAAAGAAAAGUUGCUAUAACACUUCAACUUCUACGAACAGAAUACGAAGUAAACUAAGUAAACUAAAAGCUGAACGUAACUGCAAUCUAGCAAGUGCAACAUAUCUCAAUUUGUACCAACCCUUUGUGUUGCCUAAGCUACGGAUUUCAAAUUGAUAUAUGUAGAUGUACAAUACAGCCAGCGCCAGCAGUGGCACUGAGUGGAUUUCUUGGUAUUUCCCUUUAGUGCAACCUUAUUAUUCCGAUAUGAUGAUAUACAAGCCCAGAAAGUGACCCUGAUCACGGAACGAAAAUGAACAGAGUCAGGGGCGUAAGGCUCAACAAAAGUGCGAAGCAAAUUUGCUUUCCUUUUCGUUUAAGAUGAUAUCAAGGAAAUACCGAUGCGACGCGCAUGACUUCCGGUUUUCGUAUAAUUCAUUGGAUGCGGGAGCGGGCCGGCUCAACUUGCUUCCAGGUUGCACACUGUAAGGAACUUUCGAAAUAAUAUUUUCGAUCGUGAGGAGAAACGAGGUGGUCGACCUCGAC
This is a messenger RNA of Amoebophrya sp. A120, 1937 nucleotides long. The record is from the annotation of a GenBank genome assembly. Lineage: Eukaryota; Dinophyceae; Syndiniales; Amoebophryaceae.